Gamsiella multidivaricata is the source of this 1249-nucleotide messenger RNA. Its product is annotated as P-loop containing nucleoside triphosphate hydrolase protein. Lineage: Eukaryota; Fungi; Mortierellomycota; Mortierellomycetes; Mortierellales; Mortierellaceae. The record is from RefSeq and is a predicted model, not a curated record. The coding region runs from base 70 to 1206 and encodes 378 amino acids. Gene Ontology annotation, biological process: DNA repair; reciprocal meiotic recombination; meiotic DNA recombinase assembly. Gene Ontology annotation, molecular function: ATP hydrolysis activity; ATP binding; crossover junction DNA endonuclease activity. The transcript has 8 exons. Gene Ontology annotation, cellular component: Rad51B-Rad51C-Rad51D-XRCC2 complex; replication fork; Rad51C-XRCC3 complex.
CAAAUCCCACGGCCAUCACUUCCACAGAGUCGCCUUGCCAUUAAAGCAGACGCAGCACAUGAAUUGACCAUGGCUGCAUCAAGACCCGCUGUGACCCUUCGGUUGUCAGCCGGUCUUAGGGAGAAAGUGCUCCGAUCUGGCUAUAGCACCGUCGCAGAUCUCUCUUCUGUCCCUAUUGAAGACCUCACCUCAGAACUCAAAUUGUCUCCAAAGCAGACGCGUGAAUUGCAGAACCAACUGCAUCCUUCAUCCGUGUCCUGGGUGUCGAUCACCGCUAACCAGACAUUGGAACAAGAGAGGAAAUGGACCCCUAUCACUACAUCCAGUAAAGCCCUUGACAGUCUCUUUGGAGGGCAACAAGGAUUUCCCCCAGGAAAAAUAACUGAAAUAUGCGGGUUGCCGGGAUCGGGCAAGACCCAACUGGGGCUGCAGCUUUGUAUAAACGCACAGAUGCCACGUUCUGCGGGAGGCGCAGCUGGAACUUCUAUUUUCGUGGAUACCGAAGGCAGCUUUGUAGCUAAAAGGGUAGCACAGUUAGCUGUAGCUUGCUCUGAUAGUCUUCACGAACUUGAUGACAGCGCUGGCAUCCCGAAUGCCAUAACUACGGACAGUCUUAUGCAAGGAAUUCAGUAUUGUCGAGUCCAUAGCCCUGUCGAGCUCAUAGCCAUGACCAGGAUACUGAGUGGGAUUGUGCAGGCGCAUCCCAAGACGAAGCUGAUUGUAGUAGAUUCAAUUGCAUUUUUGUUUCGGUCCAAUUUCAGCGACAUGAAUAUGCGGACAAAACUUAUCGCAGCUCUAGGAAGACGGUUGGCGACAAUAGCGCGCGAACAUGACAUCGCAGUCGUUGUCAUGAACCAAAUGACCACCAAAAUAGAGUCGAAUCAACUUCAAAGGGUGCAGCAAACACAUGAACAGUCUUCGGGCAGGGUCCAUCCAGCACUGGGCGAAACAUGGGGCAACAUGUGCACUCACCGUAUACGACUCUAUGUUCAUGCGGAUGGGCAGAGGACCGCCAGGCUGUUUAAAUCACCAACAAUCCAGGAACAAACUGUGCCGUUUCGGAUUAUUAGUGGCGGCAUAUCCGAUGUUGAGGACACGUCGGAGCAGAUCCCCAGCAGUCCAACGGGUGGGGAAGCUGAGCUUGUCCUUGCCCCUGAGGAGGAAAUGAUUUUUUGGGAGCCCAUAGACGCGCCAGCAAGCCCAUAGAAGAACUCUCGAACAUAAACGACCACAUGGUCCGUGCGAUUCA